CAGAGACUGCAGCACGCAGCGCGGCGCCACCUCGGAGAGUCUGCGUGUGGAUGCCCCUGGCUCCUCCCACUUGUCCAGUCACAACGGGGAGCUGCAGAACCUGAGCGUCUACGGACAAGGGGAGGGCCCACUGGCGGUGGACGGCCAUGACACCCUCCUCGCUGCAUCAGAACUGGAGGCCUUGAGCUCGCUGUCCGCUGACCACAGCGUGGCCAAGAGCCUGAACUGCAGCGUGAGGUUCGUCCGCCUUGAGGAGCUGACUGGACAUCAGGGCGGCCGCAAGGGCCGGCCCGGUGUCUUGUGUGGAAAGGUUAUUCCCAACAAUGCCAAUAUGAUCGUCCACAUGAGGACUCACUCUGGGGAGAAGCCCUACAAGUGUGACCAAUGCAUGAAGCGCUACCAUCGGAAAUGCGACCUGGAGAUCCACCUGAGGACUCACUCCGGUGAGAAGCCCUACAAGUGUGACCAAUGUACGAAGCGCUUCAAUCAGACAAGGAACCUGAAGAUCCACAUGAGAACUCACUCCGGCGAGAAGCCCUACAGGUGCGACCAAUGCACGAAGGGCUUCAGUCAGACAAACCACCUGAAGAUCCACAUGAGGACUCACUCCGGCGAGAAGCCCUACAGGUGCGACCAAUGCACGAAGGGCUUCAGUCAGACAAGCCACCUGAAGCGCCACAUGAGGACUCACUCCGGGGCGAAGCUCUACCAGUGUGACCAAUGCAGUAAGCGCUUCAGUCGGAGAGAUGCCCUAAAGAGCCACCUGAGGACUCACUCUGGGGAGAAGCCCUGCGUGUGUCUGCAGUGCGACGCCAGCUACAGCAACCCACGCACUUUGCGUGUGCACAUGCUCAAGCACCGUUUGACACGGGGUAACGGGACUCACAGCGGGGAGCUGCGCAUUCUGAGCGUUUACGGACAAGGGGAGGGCCCACUGGCGGUGGACGGCCAUGACACCCUCUUUGCCGCGUCAGAACUGGAGGCCUUGAGCUCGCUGUCCGCUGAUCACAGCGUGGCCAAGAGCCUGAACUGCAGCGUACGGCUCGUCCGCCUUGAGGAGCUGACUGGGCAUCAGGGCGGCCGCAAGGGCCGGCCCGGUGUCUUGUGUGGAAAGGUUAUUCCCAACAAUGCCAAUAUGAUCGUCCACAUGAGGACUCACUCCGGCGAGAAGCACUACAGGUGUGACCAAGGCAUGAAGUGCUUCAGUCAGAAAGGCACCCUGAAGACCCACCUGAGGAGUCACUCCGGCGAGAAGCCCUACAGCUGUGACCUAUGCACGAAGUCUUUCUGUCAGAAAGACUACCUGAAUAGCCACAUGAGAACUCACUCCGGCGAGAAGCCCUACAAGUGUGACCAAUGCACAAAGCGCUUCAGUCUUGGCUGCUACCUGAAGAACCACCUGAGGACUCACACCGGCGAGAAGCCCUACAGGUGUGACCACUGCCCGAAGUGCUUCAGUCUGAAAGACCAUCUGAAGACCCACAUGAGAACUCACUCCGGCGAGAAGCCCUACAAGUGUGACCAAUGCCCGAAGCUCUUCAGUCAUGGCUGCAACCUGAAGAACCACCUGAGGAUUCACACUGGCGAGAAGCCCUACAGGUGUGACCAAUGCCCGAAGUGCUUCAGUCUGAAAGACCCCCUGAAGCGCCACAUGAGGACUCACUCCGGGGAGAAGCCCUACAAGUGUGACCAAUGCAAGAAGUGCUUCAGUCAGAAAGGCAACCUGAAGAUCCACCUGAGGACUCACUCUGGGGAGAAGCCCUACGUGUGUCUGCAGUGUGACCAAUGCAAGAUGCGCUUCAGACAGAAAGGCCACCUGAAAUGCCACAUGUUGAUUCACUCCGGCGAGAAGCCCUACGAGUGUGACCAAUGCACGAAGUGCUUCAGUCUGAAAAGCCACUUGAAGAGCCACAUGUCGACUCACAACGGCGAGAAGCCCUACUGGUGUGACCAAUGCACGAAGUGCUUCAGUCUGAAAGGCAACCUGAAUAAACACAUGAGGAGACACACCGGGAUGAAGCCCUACAGGUGUGACCAAUGCACAAAGUGCUUCAGUCAUGGUCACGGCCUGAAAUACCACAUAAUGACUCACUCCGGUGAGAAGCCCUACAAGUGUGACCAAUGCACGAAGUGCUUCAGUGAGAAAGGCACCCUAAAUAAACACAUGAGGAGACACACCGGGGAGAAGCCCUACAGGUGUGACCAAUGCACGAUGCGGUUCAGUCAGAAUUACAUCCUGAAGAACCACAUGAGGACUCACUCCGGGGUGAAGCCCUACAAGUGUGACCAAUGCACGAAGUGCUUCAUUGAGAAAGGCAACCUGAAUAGCCACAUGAGGAGUCACUCCGGGGAGAAGCCCUACAAGUGUGACCAAUGCACGAAGUGCUUCAGUGAGAAAGGCACCCUGAAGUGCCACCUGAGGACUCACUCUGGGGAGAAGCCCUACGUGUGUCUGCAUUGCAACGCCAGCUACAGCCACCCAAGCAAUUUGCGAGUGCACAUGCUCAAGCACACUUUGGCACGGGGUAACGGGACGCUUUGAUUGAGACCUCUGUCCUGUAUUGGUUGAAAUUAGUACUUUUAGUUUUUCUUUUCAUCACGAUUAAACGCU
Gadus macrocephalus (Pacific cod) is the source of this 2611-nucleotide messenger RNA. RefSeq names its product zinc finger protein 431-like. Gene Ontology annotation, biological process: regulation of transcription by RNA polymerase II. Gene Ontology annotation, cellular component: nucleus. The record is from RefSeq and is a predicted model, not a curated record. Bases 332 to 2542 code for a protein of 736 amino acids. Lineage: Eukaryota; Metazoa; Chordata; Actinopteri; Gadiformes; Gadidae. Gene Ontology annotation, molecular function: RNA polymerase II transcription regulatory region sequence-specific DNA binding; DNA-binding transcription factor activity, RNA polymerase II-specific. The transcript has 3 exons.